This is a messenger RNA of Meleagris gallopavo (turkey), 1803 nucleotides long. Lineage: Eukaryota; Metazoa; Chordata; Aves; Galliformes; Phasianidae. The record is from RefSeq and is a predicted model, not a curated record.
AGGCGCCCGGAGGAAGAGGCGGGGGGAAGCGCGGGCAACCGGUCGGCCGUGGGAGCCAAUCGGCGUACCGGGCGGGGCGGGGCUCGCCAAUCGGCGGAGCUGCCUGGUUUCGCUACGGGACGCGGAGGGACCUUGGCGCUCCUGGCCAGGCUCCGCAGCGUCCCUGGAGCCUCGCGGCCCGCGGGGGCACCCGAAGUCCCCGUCCUGGUAACGACACGCAGGCCCUCCUCCAGACCCCAUCUUCAGGACCCGCCAAUCCCAAGCCGCCCUUUGCCACAGGUGGCUCUCUGGCAACCAUGGAAGAGCCACGGUGCCUGCAGACCAACUGCUUUUUCCGUGGCAAGGAGCACAGCGUCCAGCUGAGUGUGAGCCAAGCAGUGCUGGAGGUGGAGGUGGAGGAGCGACGCAGCACCAAGCUCUGGCGGGGCCGCUUUGAUGCUGCCUCUGUCGAGGACCUGACGCGCAAAACGGGCAACUUCAAGCAGUUUGGGAUCUUCUGCAGCAUGCUUGAAGCAGCAUUGAUGAAGAGCAGCGAGGCUGUCAGCCUGGAGCUGCUCACCUACGGUGACCUGGAGGCCCUGCGAUGCUGUAAGGCAGGGCUGGCAACACGUGUCCCCCCCCCAACCUCACCACUCAGCAGCAAGCGGUACCUCAUCCUCGUCUACUGCGUUGAAUUUGACAGGAUCCACUACCCGCUGCCACUGCCCUACUUUGGUGAGGCAGACGUGGCUGUGCUGCGACACCUGGUGCAGGAGCAGCAGGACGAGCUGGCACACCUGCGGGAUGAGCUGCGACGGGCGCAGCAGGAGGUGUGGAGGCUGGAGGACGAACGGCUGCGGGACAAGGCCUGGCAUCAGCAGGAGCAGCAGCGGAUGACCAAGGAGCUGGCACAGGUGAAGGCGGCUGAAAAGAUGCUGCAGGCACAUGUGAAUACGCUGACGGCUGAGUUGGCGGCGUGCAGGAAAGGGCACAGCACAUCAGCCACAGCACCAGGCCCCCCACGGUAUCGCCACCGCUCUAACUCCCGGGACGGCCGCAGUAGCAGCCAAGGCCGCCUGCCACCACGGUCCCCAUCUCCUGCAGGUGAGGGACAUGGGGAUGUGGGGACCUUCCUGGGACCCCCUCCCAAUGUUCUCCCUCCCCUUCCGUUUCCCCUAGGUUCACGGCCACCGCGCUUCAACCCCACAGCCUUUGUGAGAGCCCGCGAGCAACGGCGGCAGGAGGCUGAGCUCCGAAGGCAGAAGCUGCCACGUGGGACAGUGUCAAACGGUGACGACUGUAGGAGGAGGUGCAGGCACAGCUCUUCGGUUCUGGGGGCACCUAUUAGGUCUGGGUCUGCCCUCAAAGCUUCCAUCAAACCCUGUUUCGCUCCAGCUGAAAGUUUCCAGAGCCAGCGCUCAGCACUGAGCUCGGGCAGCGAGGCUGAUAAAUGUCCCCAGCGCCGCAGCAGGGGUUUGGGGGGUCCUAGCACCCGGAGUCCACUGAGUGCUUCGUCCUGCAACAGCAGUAGUGUGGCACCUCAUCUGGAUAGGGGCCGCAAACAGCAGGGGAAAGAGAACCUGGGCACAGAGCCCUCAGCCACACUGUCUGAAAUCGAUGCCCGGCUUCAAGCACUGCAGGCCUACAUCAGCACCCUGGGCACUCACAUGUGAGCCCCCCAGGGGCCACCAGGAGCUCUCCUCAGAGGAACCAGACCCAGGCAUUGGUGUGCCACGAAGCCACCGGUGCCCAGGCUGUGUCCCGACUGUCCCCCAGAGGGAACAGCGCUGGCAGGAUGUGGUAUAAUAAAUGCCUUCAUGGCUC